Messenger RNA from Lagopus muta (rock ptarmigan), 3446 nucleotides. Its product is annotated as ubiquitin carboxyl-terminal hydrolase 12-like. Gene Ontology annotation, cellular component: cytosol; nucleus. Lineage: Eukaryota; Metazoa; Chordata; Aves; Galliformes; Phasianidae. The coding region runs from base 119 to 1228 and encodes 369 amino acids. The transcript has 9 exons. Gene Ontology annotation, molecular function: cysteine-type deubiquitinase activity; cysteine-type endopeptidase activity. The record is from RefSeq and is a predicted model, not a curated record. Gene Ontology annotation, biological process: protein deubiquitination.
CCCCAUUUGGCGGCUGCGCCACCCCGGCCCGGCUGGCGCUGUCAGUCGGGCGGCUGCGUCCCAACAUGGCGGCGGCGGCUCUCGGGCCGGCGGCGGGGCGCGGGGCCGCGGCGGGCGGAUGGACGUACUGAUGACGGUCCGGAGACUCGCCUCCAUCUGUACCAUGGGCGCCAAUGCCUCAGCUUUGGAGAAAGAGAUUGGUCCUGAACAGUUCCCUGUGAAUGAGCAUUACUUUGGCUUGGUCAAUUUCGGCAAUACCUGCUACUGCAACUCAGUCUUGCAGGCACUUUAUUUUUGUCGUCCAUUUCGGGAAAAAGUUCUGGCAUACAAAGUGCAGCCUCGAAAGAAGGAAAGCCUCCUGACAUGCCUCUCUGAUCUCUUCAACAGUAUUGCUACCCAAAAGAAGAAGGUGGGAGUCAUCCCACCCAAGAAAUUUAUUUCCCGAUUGAGGAAAGAAAAUGAAUUGUUUGAUAAUUACAUGCAGCAGGAUGCACAUGAAUUCCUAAACUACCUACUUAACACUAUUGCUGACUUGCUACAAGAAGAGAAAAAGCAGGAGAAGCAGAAUGGCAAACUCCAGAAUGGCAGCAUUGAAAGUGAAGAAGGAGACAAGACUGAUCUGACGUGGGUCCAUGAAAUCUUCCAAGGAACACUAACCAAUGAAACCAGAUGUCUUAACUGUGAGGCUGUUAGUAGCAAAGAUGAGGACUUUCUGGAUCUAUCGGUUGAUGUGGAACAAAAUACAUCAAUUACACACUGUCUGAGAGGGUUUAGUAAUACUGAAACUCUGUGCAGUGAAUAUAAGUACUAUUGUGAGCAGUGCCGCAGUAAACAGGAAGCACAGAAGAGAAUGAGAGUGAAAAAGUUGCCCAUGAUUCUAGCUCUGCACUUAAAAAGGUUCAAAUACAUGGACCAGCUGCAUCGAUACACCAAACUCUCCUACCGUGUCGUCUUUCCCUUGGAGCUCCGGCUUUUCAACACGUCAGGAGAUGCUACAAAUCCUGACAGAAUGUAUGACCUUGUGGCUGUAGUUGUUCACUGUGGCAGUGGUCCAAAUCGCGGCCAUUAUAUCACCAUUGUGAAGAGCCAUGGCUUUUGGUUGCUGUUUGAUGAUGACAUUGUAGAGAAAAUUGAUGCUCAAGCAAUUGAAGAGUUCUAUGGGCUGACGUCAGACAUCUCCAAGAACUCAGAAUCUGGAUAUAUCCUCUUCUACCAGUCAAGAGACUAAAACAAAAGAUGUGUGUAUAAAUAAAAGGGAUCAAGACAUGUCAAAAUGGAACACGUUUGUGACAGCAGAAGCAGUUCCUCAUUGUUGCUGAAGGACCAGGACAGAUCCAGCAGGGUGAACAGAGGUUUCUCUCUGCUGUUUCUCGGAGGAUUAGUGCUGACUGCCAUAACAAGAGCUUUUGCUCCAGUUUUCUUUCUGGGCUUUUUUUUAUGUGCUAUCUUCCAAAAUCUGUGUUACCUCUACUUGAAACCUGGCUGCUUAUUUGUUCGUGGACUGAAGAAGAGUUUUAAAAGUAGCACUGUAGAAUUUUUACCAUUUAACAUUGGCCCGAGGCUACACCUUGGUUUCUAUCAUCGUCAUUUUUCUGUAUUUUAGCAGAAUGAUUUCAAUAUUCAGUGUCAGCUGAAGGCAUAUUUUAGGAUAUGCACAGCAGCUGGUUGCUGGAUAUUUUUGGUGACUCAGACUUGAGAAGCAGAACAAAGCUAAGACAUAUUGGAAAUGUCAAGUUUGUAAUUUAAAAAAAAAAAAAGAGCAAACAGACAAACUGACUGCAGCAGUGUAAAUUCCCAUCAUGCAUUAUCUUGGUUUUAGGUAACACUAACACCACUGCUUCUUUUUAUUUUAUUUUUAUUUUUACUGUUCUGUUUCUUCUUUGAAGGCAUGGGACAUUAUCCACAUUCAGCCCAAUGUUGGUUUUUGUUUCUAAGCAGAUCUUUUGACUCAGAUCCACAUUGCUGCACGUUUAGGGGAGCAGCAAAUCAGUUACACUUUGAAGAAUGUCUGGCGACCAGUUGCUGUAGAAAGCAUUUCUUGGAAUUACUGCAUAAACCAAAAGUGCCCUCUUUUUGAAACAGGGAUCUGUUCAACAUUUCAUUCAAUACGUAGUAAACUGAUGCAACUAGCAUUUUGAAUCUAUGCUAAUACUCUGAAAUAGUGCUAAUUGGGAAGGGUUAACCAAGGGAAACACUAUUUACUAAACGAAUCCAGUUGUUCUUAGUCUUCAAGACAAUGAACGUGUAAGAAGGAGAACAAACCAACCAACCCAGACAUUACCUUGCUAAGUGCUCCUCAUCUGUUGGUAAGGUUUGUACCAAGCUGGGAAUCAUAACCCACCCCCACUCCCCCCAAAAAAAGCUUCUGAUUGUCUUACCUCUAUAGGCCUUGCUUAACAGGGGAAAUUGUUAGUCUUCUGAAGACUGAAAUUAAGUAAUUAUUCAUGACAUGUGUGUAUAUAUAUUAUAAUCUCAAGGAUAACAAGAAAGAAAAGACUUAUGGGAGUUUGUAAGAAAUAUCUGAAAAUGAGAAGUAGUUUUAUUUUUCAAAAGUCCUGUUACUGUGCCAAAGCUUAUUGCAGCUGGCUCUGAGCUACCAGUGGAAAUGGGUGUUUCUUCAUCUUGGUAGAUAACACAGGAGCUGUUGUCCGUGUGGCCGUUCCCUGCACCGCCGCUCUUUGUGUGUUCCACUGCUGUUGUUCCUGAGGACGUGUAACUUAUGCAAUUGUGUGGUUUGUACAGGAUCUGAGAUACGUACCAAAAUCUUGUCCUCAGGAAAACGGCAUCUCACAAACACUGUCUUGUGUCGGGUGCAUGUUUUUGUUUCCCUUACUGUGACCAGAAUCAUACCAUUAAUUGUUAAUUUCCCUUCCGAAUGCAAAUUACUCGUAACCGUUGUAUUCCAGCUGAGUACAGGUUCCAUUCUCAUGGCACAUCUCCUUCUUCAGAGGAUAAGUGUGGACAUCUUUUAAAUUAUUUUUUACUCUACAGAGUACAUGUUCAGUAACAAUGAACCUCCUUAUCAUCUUGUCCUGUUGUGUGAAAAUUGUUCCUGGCUAAGAGUGCCGUCCCCUUCUUCUCACACGAGCUGUGAGUCCUCUCCUGGUGGCACUACCAGAAGCCUGUCAUCAGUAAGUCUUGCAAAAAACAGUAAAAAAACAAAAACAGCACUGAGUUUAAAGUAAUCUAAACAGUAAAUACAAAAAUCAGUGUAGUACACUAGACAUGUAUUUUGUAUAUCUGGUGGUACAUUUUUACAAAUACUUGAUCGAGAGAUAAUAUUGAAAGAUAUAUACUAUAGAUUAAAAGCUGUUAAAAGUGCACUUUUGCUACAGAUUUAUAAGGAAACUAAAAGGAAUUAAAUUGGAAGAGAACAGUGUGAUGUUACUUCUGUAUAAUAAAUGACCCCACCUGUCUCCAAUAAAGGUCAUGUAUGAUCAAACACA